Messenger RNA from Bactrocera dorsalis (oriental fruit fly), 924 nucleotides. RefSeq lists its product as uncharacterized. Lineage: Eukaryota; Metazoa; Arthropoda; Insecta; Diptera; Tephritidae. Gene Ontology annotation, molecular function: RNA-DNA hybrid ribonuclease activity; nucleic acid binding. The transcript has 3 exons. The record is from RefSeq and is a predicted model, not a curated record. The coding region runs from base 1 to 924 and encodes 307 amino acids.
AUGGAAGCAGCACAUAGACCUGACCAUAGUCAAAGCCACAAAAGCACUGAUGGUGUGCAACCGGCUGGCUGCAAAGCGACGGUAGCUCUCAAACUAUCGAAACUGCAAAGACUCGCAUGCGUCUGUAUGACGGGAGCCAUGCGCACCUGUCCGACGGCUGCACUUGAGGCCCUGCUGGAGCUCACACCGCUUAACUUGGUAGUCGGUCAAGUAGCCAAGCACACUCUGCUUCAAAUGACAGCAGAGGGGACUGGCAAAGGUAAAGUUAUCUCAUCCCGACGCAUGGAAGAGCUAAGUGAUAUCAUACCACUGGCUCUUCUUCCAAGGGACACCAUUAGCAAAAAGGUGAACUUCACCAAGAAGUUCAAGAUCACUCUCGGCAGCAAGGCCGAGUGGAGCGACUCCGCUCUCGAGCUAUUACUUUGGGAUAGCUCGAUCACCGACGGCUCUAAAACGGGGGAGGGAAUUGGCGCAGGGGUCGCGGGACCACGCACAAGGCUCUCCAUACCUAUGGGUAAGUUUCCGAGCAUAUUCCAAGCGGAGGUUUUUGCUAUAAGUCGGUGCGUUGAGUUAAACCUCCAGCGCGGCUAUCGCAAUGAACGUAUAGCUAUUCUAAGCGAUAGCCAAGCGGCACUCAAGGCGAUCACGUCGUACGAGGUGAAAUCGCUACUGGUGCUGGAGUGUAUAGAACGGCUGAAUAACCUGGCAGAGUGCAACCAAGUGCACCUUAUUUGGGUGCCUGGGCACAAAGGCAUUGCCGGGAAUGAACUGGCCGAUAAGCUUGCCCGCUCCGCAGCAUCCGCCAGCAUGGUAGGACCUGAACCUUUUAUAGCGGUGGGUUCCCACGCCAUAAAGGAGCGGUUCCGCAAGGAUGAAGCAGUGGCGCCAUCUAUUGAAUACUUACUCAAUCCAGCCAACAGUUAA